UCGACGCUCGACCUGACCGACCCCAACAGUCACGCGCUGGACGCUCUUAACGAGGUCCUGGAUCAACUCCCGCUAUCCAUUGAGUUCUGGGCCCUGAGCCACACCACCGGGAUGGUUGGGAUGACUCUCGACAUGGGACUGGCGGAGUUAGCCGAGAUGGGGUUGGUGAGCUAUGGGAGCGACGGUGCUAGAGGGAGGGAUGCCAAAGUGAAUAUCAAUGUUACAAUUACGGGGUUGGAUUAG
This is a messenger RNA of Aspergillus homomorphus CBS 101889, 243 nucleotides long. RefSeq lists its product as uncharacterized. NCBI's taxonomy places the organism in Eukaryota, Fungi, Ascomycota, Eurotiomycetes, Eurotiales, Aspergillaceae. The transcript has a single exon. The record is from RefSeq and is a predicted model, not a curated record. The annotation marks the transcript as partial.